Messenger RNA from Pygocentrus nattereri (red-bellied piranha), 1049 nucleotides. It is a transcript of the gene tmem97, whose product is annotated as transmembrane protein 97. NCBI's taxonomy places the organism in Eukaryota, Metazoa, Chordata, Actinopteri, Characiformes, Serrasalmidae. The record is from RefSeq and is a predicted model, not a curated record. Gene Ontology annotation, cellular component: endoplasmic reticulum. The transcript is spliced from 3 exons. The coding region runs from base 39 to 572 and encodes 177 amino acids.
UUAGGACGUGUGGGUUUAUUUUUCACGUUCGUCUUAAAAUGUUUCUCCGCUUCUUAGAAAUUAUAUUUUUCUUCUACUUUGCGACGCACAUUCCCAUCACCCUCUUCAUUGAUCUUCAAGCACUGGUGCCUGAACACGUGUACCCUCAAGCACUGAAAGAUGUACUGCGCUGGUAUGCAGCCGAUUUCAAAGAUCCGAUGGUGCUGGAUCCACCUUUUUGGUUCAAGUCGUUCAUAUUCUGUGAAGCUCUUGUCCAGUUGCCUUUCUUUCCCGUCGCCGCAUAUGCGUUCAUGAAAGGGAACUGCAGAUGGAUCAGGACUCCAGCGAUUGUGUACGCCACACAUGUCGCCACCAGUCUGAUCCCCAUCCUAGCCCACAUCCUUUUCCAUGAUUUCCCAGUGGCGCCUCACCCGGGCCCUCAAACGUCCAAGGAACGUCUGACGCUCGUGUCCGUUUAUGCUCCGUAUCUCGUCAUUCCCAUUAUGCUGCUACUCACCAUGCUCUUUAGCACAGCCUAUAGCACUUCCCCUCCAGGUGGGAAAGCUUCAUCGAGAGCCAAGAAACUGAAGUAGAUGACCUCACCUUUCUGAAUCUUGAGUCCACCAUUCCUACACAUUCCAGUUUUACAGUAAACCUUGAUCAUUAGGGAUGCAGUAGGUUUUUAAAGUGCCUUAUGUGAGACAAUACAAUCUAUUGAGACUUUUUUUUUUUUUUUUUUAGAUCAAACUGUAUUUGACCAAUAUUCUGUAUUUUUCAUGGAGGAAUGAGUCACUAUGCAACAGGUUUCCCUGAGAAUUUAACCACUUGAACUAAUACAGACUUUGCUAAAACAAUGUUAUAACGCAUGUGUAGAAAAUGCAAUAGUCGUGUUGUCCACACCAGAUUGCUGUUUGGAAUAUAGCAGAUGAAGACGUACAUAAGCAAAAUAGUUUUAUUCAAAAGCACAACAAUUUUACACGGCGCUUGUCAAAGUAAUAAGGUCCAUUGAUAUAAUCUGUAAGGUCUGAAUAAUGCACUGUAAACAAAUAAAUGAAUGCACUGUCCGGUUA